Molecule: messenger RNA, 2763 nt
Organism: Trichoderma reesei QM6a
Lineage: Eukaryota; Fungi; Ascomycota; Sordariomycetes; Hypocreales; Hypocreaceae
Exons: 2
Molecular function (GO): RNA binding
Source: RefSeq, a predicted model, not a curated record
AGCGCGCGAUCCGGGGCUGGUUCUCCGUCGCACGAGAUGUCGGCCUCUAGCCGGCUCUUUUCCAAAAGGGCUCGCGAGAUUCAAGCCCAAGAGGGCGUCCCAGGUCUUCCCAUAAAUCCCUGGGGAGGACCCCCGACAAGCGGAAACUCGACUCCUCUCCGAGAGAACAUUCCCGAGUCUCCCACCGACGGCUUUCCAGAUUUUGUUCAGCUGCCCACCCCCGAAAGCAUGCCCCCAACUAGACGUGCUCGAGCUGGCACCGUGCCCUCGCGAUUUCCCGGAGGAAUCGGCAGCAAUCUUCUGGCUGUGCCUGGGGUGCCUGCCAAGUCUGCCCGCGUCACGCCCUCUCAGAGCCCCUUCAACAAGUCGCCGUCUCCCGGCCUUGAGCAGCCUGAGAGCAACAGCACCGGCCCCGGCACCUCGACGCUUCUCUCCCGGCUGCGUGCUGGGUCCAUGCCACAGCGCAGCCCCUUUGCCAACCUGCCAACAUCGGCUUCGCCUUUUGGUCCCUCCAUCUUCAGCAGCUGGAACCCCUCCGGCCUGGGCCGCGAACGAGGCUCUACUCUUGCCAGCAUCGCCAGCGUUGGUUCCAACGGCCCCAGCUCGCCCGCCCAGUCUCAAUUCUCCCGCGAGGGCGGCGGUGAAUCCGACGUGCAUAUGAGAACCUUGGAUUACCUUGGCCUUGCCGAGACCCCACAGCCUGCGAGAGCUCAGCUUGCUACGCCCUCCUACCUUUCCCAGUUUGACAUGACUCGACAGACCAGCCGCUUCCGUUCCUACUCCGUCAACAACAAGGACAAGUAUGCUGACGACGAGGACGACUAUGACAACGACAUGCCCAUGGAUAGCCAGUACGCCGCGCUGCAGGACCAGAUUGCCGCCACCCAGGCAGCAAUCCACAACCACAACAUGGCCGUCCGAGCCUACGCAACCCAGGCCACCCGGCCGCGUGCCCGCACGGCCGGCGUCCUGGAUACGCCAGGAAGCCGGUUGGUAGGAUCCUAUGUCAACAGCAACCCUGCCGCCGUCACCACCUCCAUGCCCCAGGCCGAGAUCCGCUUGCAGGAGGAGAAGGAGUACGAAGACAUCUCGCAGGCCGUCGCUGGCAUGAACUUGGGGCGGUCCAACAGCCGCAAUGCCGGUCAUCUGAACCCCGAAGAGCAGGGCCUCGAUGGGCCCACCAGCGCCCUUUGGCUCGGUGGCAUUCCCACGUCCACCACCACCUCUACCCUUACCGAAAUGUUCAAGUCUCACGGAUUGAUCCUCUCUGCUCGUGUGCUCACACAUAAGAACUGUGGGUUUGUCAACUUUGACCGAGUCGAGAGCGCCGUUUCUGCCAAGGCCAGCAUGAAUGGCAAGGAAAUCUUCCCUGGCGCGGGUCCCAUCCGGAUCAACUUUGCAAAGCCUCCCUCUGCCUCCAACACUCCGGGCCACGACGGAGCCUUCCCGUCGCCCAGCCCGGAUCCUUUUGGCAAGGCCCAAGACCUUGGAAAGGGAGCUUCGGCCGCUGGGCCGGGAGACAGCACCUCGACCGCUGCCGGAGCGCUCAACAGCGCCACACCCACGCUGCCUCCUCUGCGGGACAUGGUGCAGGAUAUCCUCGAAAUCGUCGGCGAAUUUGGCGCCACCGAGGAGGAUCGGGCUCGCAUUUCCCAGAGCCUGCAGUCGGCAGUCGAGUACGACGAUUACAAGGAGGAGAUUCCGCCCGUUCGAGAGCCAACCCAUACAAGGGUCCACGAUGCUCCCAAGCUCAGGGACAUUCGCAAGCGCAUCGAUAACCAGAUGCUUUCGCAAGCAGAGAUUGAAGGUAUUGCCCACGAGAUGCUGCCAGAGAUUGCCGAGCUUUCGUCCGACUAUCUUGGCAACACGGUCGUCCAGAAGCUGUUCGACCACUCCUCCGACCAGAUGAGGGAUGCAAUGCUCGCCGAGAUUGCGCCUCACCUGGCUGAGAUUGGCAUUCACAAGAACGGUACGUGGGCCGCCCAGAAGAUCAUUGACGUGUGCAAGACGCCCAGCCAGCUCUCGCUCAUCGUAGAGAGCCUUCGGCCCUACACCGUCCCUCUCUUCCUCGAUCAGUAUGGAAACUACGUCUUGCAGGGAUGCCUCAAGUUUGGUGCCCCUUACAAUGACUUCAUCUUCGAGACCAUGCUCGCCCGCAUGUGGGAGAUCUCGCAGGGUCGCUAUGGCGCUCGAGCCAUGAGGGCCUGCCUGGAGAGCCACCAUUCCACCAAGGAUCAGCAGAGAAUGCUGGCCGCGGCCAUUGCGCUGCACAGCGUUCAGCUGGCCACCAACGCAAACGGCGCUCUCCUGUUGACCUGGUUCCUCGACACCUGCACCUUUGCCAACCGCCGUCACGUUCUCUCCCCGCGGCUCAUCCCCUACUUGGUACCAUUGUGCACCCACAAGGUUGCCUACCUCACGGUGCUCAAGGUGAUCAACCAGAAGAACGAGACCGAGGCCCGAGACAACAUCCUGAAGCGUCUCUUCUUCUCUCCUAAUGACCAGGUCCUCGAGGCUAUCCUCAGUGACCAAGCCUGCGGAGCCACGUUCAUAUUCAAGGUUCUCACGACACCUUUCUUCGAGGAGACUAUGCGGCUCGAGGUUACGGAAAACGUCAAGAAUGUCCUGGUCAGAAUCAAGGCCCAGGCAAACCAGGGCUAUAAGCGGCUCAUGGAUGAGGUCGGCCUUUCCACCCGGACGGCUGGGCCAAACCGAGACGCCAGCACCCAUGCGGAACAGCGACAGAGACCAAACUCCCGACAG